Molecule: messenger RNA, 1857 nt
Organism: Notechis scutatus (mainland tiger snake)
Lineage: Eukaryota; Metazoa; Chordata; Lepidosauria; Squamata; Elapidae
Source: RefSeq, a predicted model, not a curated record
AUGCAGAAUAAGCUCCUUGCUGUGAUUGGUGGACUGGAUUCUCUUACUUCUCUUGAUAUGGCAAUAGUUCUGGAUAUCUAUAAGAUUCCUCAGCUCACCUAUAGUCCAAUUCCAGUGAUGAAGGACAAAUCUCCUGGUCUUCCCUUCUAUCAAAUGGUUCCUAAGGAAGACCUUCAAUAUGAAGGUAUUCUGUCUCUAUUUUUACAUUUCAAAUGGACAUGGAUUGGGAUUGUAGUUAUGGAUACUGACAAUGGAGAAAGAUUUGUACAAACAGUGAAUUCUUCUUCUGAUAUGAGUUGCAACUCUUCUUCUAGUUUACUGCUUAAGAAUUACCAGCAUAUCCUGGCCUUGACAUUUGCAGUAAAGGAAAUCAAUGAAACCCCUCUGAUUUUGACUAAUCUCACCCUGGGUUUCCACAUUUAUGACAGCUAUUUCAAUGCACAGUGGACAUAUCAUGCCACAUUGCUUCUUAUAUCUUCUUUUGAGAAAUUUGUCCCGAACUAUUCAUGUGAUACUCAGAAUAAUGUUAUAGCAGUCAUUGGUGGUCUUGAUGCCCAAACCUCCCUUCAUAUUGCAACACUUGUAAAUACCUACAAGAUUCCACAGCUCCAUUCCUUUCUGAAAAGCAUCUCAUUUAACAACAGUGCUGGGGAUAAAAUUGCCUUCAAUCAGAAAGGAGAAAUAGUUGCUGGAUUUGACGUGAUCAACUGGAUUACUUCCUCAAACAAAUCAAGAGUGAAGGUUGGCAGGGUAGAUCCUCAGACUCCAGCAGAUCAAAAACUGAUUAUCGGGAAGGAUGCCAUCACAUGGCAUAGUUGGUUCAAUCAGACACAACCUCUUUCUGUAUGCAGUGAAAGCUGUUCUCCAGGGUCCAGCAAGAAAGUAAAGGAAGGAGAACCAUUUUGCUGUUAUGAUUGCAUCCCAUGUCCAUAUGGGAAGAUAGCUGAUGAGAAGGAUAUGAAUGACUGUCAUAAAUGCACAGACAAAACAUAUCCGAACAAAAAACAUGAUCUUUGUAUUCCAAAAACUAUAACUUUUUUGUCUUAUAAGGAACCACUGGGUAUCUGCUUAUGCAUUGCAGCACUUUUCUGUUCAUUAAUCAUAAUUUUGGUGCUGGGAACAUUUAUAAAGCACCACACCACUCCCAUUGUUAAAGCCAACAACCGGGACCUGACCUAUAGCCUUCUCAUCUCCCUUCUGCUCUGUUUCCUUUCUGCAUUGCUCUUUAUUGGUCAGCCUAAUAAGGUGACUUGUCUUCUCCGACAAACUGUGUUUAGUGUUGUGUUUUCAGCAGCUAUUUGUUGUGUCCUUGCAAAAACCAUCACAGUUGUUCUAGCUUUCAUGGUCAUCCAGCCAGGGUCCAGAAUGAAUGAAUGGUUAGGGAAAAGACUGGCUAUCUCCAUUGUUUUCUCUUGUUCAUUUGUUCAAACAAGUAUCUGUACCUUUUGGUUGGGGACUACUCCACCCUUCCCAGAUGCUGAUCUGCAUUUGGUAACUGAAGAAAUUGUAUUAGAAUGCAAUGAAGGGUCAGUGAUUAUGUUUUAUUGUGUUCUGAGUUAUAUGGGCUUUCUAUCCAUUGUGAGUUUCAUUGUGGCAUUUUUGGCCAGGAAAUUACCUGACAGUUUCAAUGAAGCUAAAUUCAUCAGUUUCAGCAUGUUGGUCUUCUGCAGUGUUUGGGUAACUUUUGUUCCAACCUAUCUAAGCACCAAAGGAAAAUACAUGACUGCUGUGGAGAUCUUUUCUAUCUUAACAUCUGGUGUUGGGCUUCUAGUUUGCAUCUUUUCCCCCAAAUGUUACAUAAUUAUAAUGAGGCCUGAGCUGAACAAUAGAGAAUACCUAAUUAGAAGAUGGCAUUGA